Oryza brachyantha (malo sina) is the source of this 1760-nucleotide messenger RNA. RefSeq lists its product as uncharacterized. Gene Ontology annotation, cellular component: endosome; lytic vacuole. Bases 56 to 1345 code for a protein of 429 amino acids. The transcript has 12 exons. NCBI's taxonomy places the organism in Eukaryota, Viridiplantae, Streptophyta, Magnoliopsida, Poales, Poaceae. The record is from RefSeq and is a predicted model, not a curated record. Gene Ontology annotation, biological process: SNARE complex assembly. Gene Ontology annotation, molecular function: SNARE binding.
CCCCCCCCCCCCCACCCCUCCUGGGCUCUCGAAUUGUGCGCGAGACCGCGGAAGGAUGGCGUCGUCUCGGCGGGGCAGCAGCGGCUGCGCGCUCUGCGAGGGAUCCAACCUCCCGUCCUUUUGCUCGGCCUGCGUGAACACCAAGCUGGCGGAGUACCACGCGAGGCUGCGGAUGAUGAAGAGUCUCCGCGACACCCUCCACGCCCGCAUAGCCACGCGCCUCGAGGCCAAGAGUAAAGGGGAUGAGCAGAGAAACUGGAGGGUGAGCAAAGCACAGGAUAUCAAGGAGCUGAGGGAUCAUCUCACUGAAUUGAAAAGGCGAAAUGCGACAGAGAAGAAGAAAGCUGAGAAGGCAUCACGUGAUCUCAGAGAGAGAAUUGCAUCGUUGAAUUUGGCUUUCGUCACACUGAAAAAGAAGCGAGGUGAUUCAUUGGUGAUGCACACCAAUGCCAUGAAAGCAGCACAGAUGGGUCUUAUGGCAACUACCUCAGAACGUUUCAAAAUGCAGUCAAAAGUCAUAAAGCAGCUUUGUAGAUUGUUCCCAUUGCGACAAGUUAUUACAGAUGGUGAACAGAAGGAUGGCUACAGUGGUCCGUAUGAUGUCAUAUGCAAUGCUCGUCUACCUCGUGGUCUCGAUCCACAUUCAGUUCCAUCCGAAGAGCUAUCAGCUUCUUUGGGGUACAUGUUACAACUCCUUAAUAUUGCAGUUCCUAUCCUAUCCGCACCUGCCCUCCAUGUAUCUGGCUUUGGGGUUUCUUGUUCACGUGUAUGGCAGCGUAGUUCCUACUGGAGCACAAGACAGUCCCAGAGCAAAGUCUACCCACUUUUUAUACCUAGGCAAAAUAAUUGCUCUGUUGGUGAUGACAAUUCAUGGACAGAAAGUGGUUCGGGUAACUUUGGUGUUCACUCUGUUGAUUCAGAGAAGAAAUCGUUUUUUGAUUCCAAGAGAAGCAAUAGCUUUAACUUCUCUAUUGCAUCUUCUCACUCCAUGGAGAGGCAUCAAGACUUGCAAAGAGGAAUAUCAUUACUAAAGACAAGUGUUACUGCCAUUACCACCUACUGUUAUAACUCAUUGGGUAUGGAUGUGCCAUCAAAUCUUUCUACUUUUGAAGCAUUUGCAAAGUUGCUUCAUAUGCUAUCGUCAUUGAAGGCCCUUCUUGCUACUCUUGAAUCGAACGUUGCUUCAAGAUCAGAGAAGCAAGCACAGCAACUAAACAGAUCUAUAUGGAAGGCAAGCUCAGCUAUCUCAUCUAACAGCAGCCUGAUGGACAGUGUGAACACAGCUAUAAUGCUCUCUGGACAACCCCCUACUGAACUCCAACGCAAGCUUUCUGUACAGCGGUAAACCGACAAAGCAUGGUGGAGUUCCAGACAACAUUUUAGAGGGCUGGGAUAUGGUGGAGCGUGACAUCCUACCGCCACCACCGUCGCGAGUCGAAGACGUUGCGCAAUGGGAAAGAGCCCACACCUUCGAUCGCAGUGGCUCCAAAAAGAAGUGAUGGCUCAGCUCAUGUGAUUCUUUGAAGCCAAGCUGUUAAUUUAGAACAUUGCAAGUCUGCAUAGGAUUUAGCUGAUCAUAACUCACAAGGUUUUUGGUUGAUGUACAGAACUAACCAUAACCUGUGACUAUGAACUCUGCAGAGAAGAGGGUGUGAUUGAUCAGCUGGCAUCUGUGAAGCACCUUCAAUUUGUAAAUAUACAUGUAGCUGUACAGUAAUUGAUAUGCAAUAAAAACAACAUAGCUGAAAAGUGUCUGCUCA